AACAAGGCAGGCUUUCAAGUCAAGAUCAUCAAGUGUGAUUGGGCAUUCAUUCCUCUCACAGAUGAUAUGCUAGGCACUAUGGGUGUUACUAUUGACCUGACUGCAGCUGGAGACCACGAGCCUACCGCUGAGCAAAACAAUAGGAUGCUGAAAGAAAGAGUCAGAGUAGCUCUUGCACAAUUACCCUACAAAGUGGUUCCAAAAGUGAUCACUGAAUGUCUUGGACGUCAAGCCGCCGAGCUAUUGAAUGUCUUUCCCCAGAAAGACAUUAUCUCAUCACAUUUCAGUCUGCAGCAACUCAUUGAUAUGGUCAAUAUCAACUAA
Molecule: messenger RNA, 324 nt
Organism: Cylindrotheca closterium
Lineage: Eukaryota; Bacillariophyta; Bacillariophyceae; Bacillariales; Bacillariaceae
Source: the annotation of a GenBank genome assembly